AGCGUUUGUGCGCGGCCCGAGGGCAGGCUCCCUGCCCAGGAAGCGCGUUGCACGCGGGGUUUGGCGCGGGCCGCGGCGCGUCUUCGCUGCGCCGGGCAGGGCUCGCGCAGAGGAGGGGAUGGCACGCCAGCGCGGGGGUGCUGUGCUGGCGCCGGCGGCGGUGCUGGCCGCAGCGCUGGGGCUGCUCGCCUGGCUGCCAGGUCGCCUCGGCUUCGUGGGGGCCACGGCGCCCGCAUUGCAGCCCCCUCGCGCGGGAGGCGCGGCCACGGCGUUGCAUGCCGCGAAGGCCGCGCCGCCGAAGAAGACGCGGUUGUCGCUGGCGGAGGCGAUCGAGCGGCAGAAGGAGAACCAGGCGGCCAAGGGUGACAAGAAGGAUGACGCCAAGCUGUCAAAGGAGAAGACGUUCUGGGAGGGCCCGCCCUCUUCGACGGAGGUAUUUGCCCCUCUCCUGUCUUGCCUCGUGGUCAUCGGGAUCGUGCCAUUCAUCGCCUCGGUCAACAGGCAGUUCCGUGUCAAGUACAAGAUCACAGACAGGCGAGUGUCUGUGAGCGGAGGCUGGGACGGCAAGGACGUGACCGAGUUCUCUUACCAGGAGAUCUACGAGAUGAAGUACGGCAUGAGGUGGCUGGGCUACUGCGCCGACAUGCGCAUCAACCUGCGCGAUGGGGCCAAGGUGGAGCUGUUCGGCCUGCUCAACUUCUACCAGAACUACGAGUACAUUUACAACAGGAUCGACAAGGAGGCACGCAAGAGGAGCGACAAGCCCCCGGGCGAGCUGGAGUAAGCAGGCCUCUGGCGCCCAGCGGGCCGGGCCUUGCUGCCCCCUCACUUCAUCCCUCCCCGAGGGGAGGAGGAGGAGGACCACCGUUUUUUUAUUGCUCCCUGGAGCAGAGGCAGGCCCAAUGGCGCCCUGCAAACCGAGGUUCGCCGGCUCCCGGGUGCCUCACGGGACUCCGCGCGCGCGCGGUCGGCUUGCGGGUCUCGGCCGGCCCGGCCGCCUUCUUUUCCACUUUCCCUCCCUCUCUCACUUUUGUUUGCCCACUCGCUCUCCUGUCCUUUGGUCUGCUCUGCUUCCCUUGCUUCCGCCUUUCCUGUGCAUCUGCGCUUCCUGUCCACACUUUUCAAUGCCAGUCACGGGCUUUGGGCGUAGUUUUCGUGGCCUGGCUUUCGCGCCGCGCUCCAUUUGGAGGCUUGCGAACCAGGUGCGGUGUUAUCGAAGUGACUGCGCGAAAAGGAUGCCUCUUUCGCUGGUCCAUGUGCCACUCCGAUGGGGCAGGCUGCCUCGAGUCUAUGGCAGUUUUGGCCACUUC
Molecule: messenger RNA, 1310 nt
Organism: Prorocentrum cordatum
Lineage: Eukaryota; Dinophyceae; Prorocentrales; Prorocentraceae
Source: the annotation of a GenBank genome assembly